This is a messenger RNA of Lucilia sericata (common green bottle fly), 5622 nucleotides long. RefSeq lists its product as uncharacterized. Gene Ontology annotation, cellular component: nucleus. Gene Ontology annotation, molecular function: transcription cis-regulatory region binding. Gene Ontology annotation, biological process: regulation of transcription by RNA polymerase II. The transcript has 2 exons. The record is from RefSeq and is a predicted model, not a curated record. The coding region runs from base 716 to 3379 and encodes 887 amino acids. Lineage: Eukaryota; Metazoa; Arthropoda; Insecta; Diptera; Calliphoridae.
ACUUUUUAAUAAAACAAGAAAGAAAAAACAAAAUCGUAUCAAGCACUUCAAUAUGUGACUGACAAUAAGAAAUUAAAACAAAACCGCACUUUCAAAAUGUAAAAAUAAAAUGAUUUGAAAUUAUAUAAAAAAAAACACUUGCGCACAAUUUAUGAAUGAUUUCAACAAAAAGAACUCAAUAAAUCAAUGUUUCAACACCAAGUGCAACAACUAGAACAACACCGAACAAAAUAAGCUUAAAUAUAAAAAAACAACAAUAUUCUAAUUUAUGUCUAUUUUAGAUGUAUUAAAAAGCUGGAAUGAAUGUAUGUGUCACCAUUUGUCACACUAAAAACAAACUCCAAUAACAAUAAACCCAAACCCUUUUGAAAAACAUUAACCAAAUAACUCAAACCCCCCAACUCCCAACUAAACAGCACCAUUUUGUUUUUGAAUAUAAAAAAUAAAAAAUCCUACAACUAAUAACAACAACAGCACCUGCAACAUUUAUUUAUAAUUACUACAGCUUUAUUACUAACAACUCAACAACACUACCCGUUCCCGUAACCCAGCUUCAAUACACUUGUAAAUUCCCAGCAACUUUUCUUAUCUACCUGCAACAAUUUUUAGUUUUGUGUGUGUUUAUUUUUGAUUUCGUUCAACACAUUUUUUAUAAAACGGCCGCACAAUUGCACACAAUUAUUACCAUAGACACCCACAACGCUAUUACUACCGUAUGGAGCGUGGCACCGGCGGUGGUCAACAGCAGCACCAACAACAACAACCGCCACACCAUCAGCCGCAACAUCAUCAACAACAACAGCCACCGUACUAUCAACAUACACAUCAUACGUUUAUGACCAGCUCCGAAGAGCAUCCGACGAGCAAGUCUUCGUUUGAUAAUCCCGCCACCAAGAAGAAGCCACCCAAACUGAAAGCCAUCAAUCGUUCGCUCUCCAUGGCCAUUGAUAACUAUGAGGGAGCCGUGGGUGGCGGUUUGGGAAUGGGCGGUUUGGAUGAUGCCUCGUUGAUAGUGGAGCCAGCGAUAAUACAUCGCUCGGCCUCGCCGGUUGCCAUACGCUCUGCACCGCCACCUCAGACCUUAGCACUACCGUCAACGUUGCACCCGCACGCGUCUGGCAGUGGCGGUGGUGGUGGUGGUAGUGGCGCUGUGUCACCAGCUUUAUCUGCACGUCAGUUUCAACAGCAACAGCACCUACACUCUUUUCAACAUAUGGCUGCUCAAGCACGUCAAUUUAGCCAACAGCAAUCGCAUGCUAGUAGCACCAGUUCGCCCAUCUCGCACACGGUUAGUCCCGUUCUGGGGAGUGGCAGUCGCAGCGAAAGGGAUUCAUAUCAUCACCACCAGCAGCAGCAGCAACAACAACAGCUGCAUCAACCGGAUAUUUUUCUGGUCAGCAGUAGUAGUCUGGCCGAUAAUGUUACCGGCUCGACGCGUGGUGUAGGCGGCUCUUCCUCGCCUAUACAAUUCAUAGAUGACUAUAUGCUGCCGCCGACGACUCAUCGUCAACUGCUGCAGCAACAACAACAACAACAUGCUGCCACUCACCCCUUUAAGAAAUCACAAUUUCGUCGUUCCGACACAAUUGAUGUACAUCCGGCUUCUACUUUUCAGAUGAAGAAAACGCACUCGUUUCAUGCGCCUCCCGAUGCUGAGACCAUAAUGGAUCCUCUCUUACUAAGCGCUCAGCCUACAUCGGCUUCUUCCUCUAGACGCACUAGUUCGGUGAGAGGAAACUUUCUUAUGCCGGGUCAUGCCUCUGCCAAAGACAUUAGCCGUUCGCCUUCGCCCAGUAGGCGUGGAGCACGCUCACAUCGUUCUCUGCACGAUCCCUCACGACGACCCAGCGCUAAACCUGAAUCGGUGGUUGACUCACAAAUACGCCACCCUUCUUUGAAUGAUGAUCUUAUGGAACCUUUAGACGGUAGAUCGAAUCUCUUGGCUCCCACGAAUUUAUCUCUAGAAAAUGAAUUGUUUAUAGAAUCAAGAUCACGCAGUAAUAGUCACACGAAAAUGGAAGAUGUGGGACUAACGGAGAGGGGCACCAUCAGAAAAACCUCCAGUUCUUUUGAAGAUGCCACCUUGGGCUUGGCUACUCAUGCUGCGGCACCUACCACCAGUAGUUUGAAAAAACGGGGAGACCAUCAUGGGCACUCCUCGAGACAACAUAGUUCCCAUAGUUUAGAAUUAGAUGGGCGACCCUCUACAUCAGCGGCCGCUGCAGCAGCUGCUGCUGCCACACACUCUUCUCUGCAUUUACACACGGCUGCGGCGGCUGCCACGGCGGCAUAUCAUUUUAAGCGUGGCACCAAACACGGCCGUUCUCUCUAUCUCUCACCCAACAAUUUGGAAGAAGUGCAGGUGCAUCAUCGCCCGGCCGUUAUGGCGGCGGCCGCUGCUUUCGGCGGCACCAAUGCCAGUGCGGCGAGCAUAAAACAGGCCAAAGCUCUGCACAGUGCCAGCAUGCGCCUGCGUACCUAUCGCGAAACCUUAAGUGCGACGAAAAAAUCAAAAAGUUUCAUCGGUGACAGUGCGUACCCACCUCCGGUAAGUGUGCCCAAUGAAUUUGUGGAGCUUACCUCACCCCACCGACGCAACAGUGGCCGUGCUCUGGCCAGUUCGACUACCUCAGGCGGAGCUGCCACCAUCGAGGACAUCAAACGUAGUCCACGUCCCGUCUCGUUAAGCGCCACCGCCAUGGCUGUGGCAGCCACCACCGCUUUCAUGGAAGACAAAGAAAAACGUCCAUCAUUCGAACGUAAACCAUCGCUCACCUACGAACUGAGUGACGCUGCCUUCGAGCAGGUUCUGCGGCCAUUUCAUCACAAAGCCACCACUGGCCUGGGAACACGUAAAUCCUCUCUAGCUGUUACUCAUAAAGCUCUAAAAAAGAAAUCUCUUUCAGAUGAAACCGACGACGACGAGGAGGCCGAUCGCAAGCGUAAACGCAUUGUUUGUAUUGUCAUGACGGUAUUCCUGUGUCUCGUGUGUGCCGCUGUCUUUGUGGUCAUUAUGACGCUGACACACUCAUCCGGCCAGUCACAUACACACAGUCAUCAUCAUCAUUUGACGACAAAGAAGACUUUUACGUAUAAUCGUGAUGUGCCUGUACACUACAAUGUUCGUCAGGAAAAUGAACGUUUAAUGAAGGAGACCAUGGAUAGAGCACGUUUUGGUAAAAAUUUCACAGAGACUGCAUCAUCACUACUGGCAGCCACUACCUCAACAUUAGCGGCGGCAGCAGUCGCAGCUGGUGGGGCUCAUCAACAGCAGCAACAACAACAAUUACAACCGCAACAGCAACAUUACAACCAACAGCAAAUUUUGCUACCACAGCCACAACAAUAUCCUUUGCCUCAUUUGCAACAAAUUCCAUAACAAAUGAUAAUUUAUAAAUAACCACAAAUUGCUACAAGUACAAUACUACAGCUGAAGCAGCAGCAACAGGACGAGCAGGACGAACAACAGCCACAAUAUUCAUCAAACAACAUCUAACAAUGUCAGACAAAAGCCCAAAAAUAGAGAUUUAAUAAAAUUAAUUUUAUAAAAUAAACAAGCUACUAAACACACACCCACACACAAUAGAUGUUGAAAAAUUGGAGCAACCAGGAGUAACCUAAAAAUUUAGUAAAGUUAAAAUUACAGCUGUUGAUUGAGACUAAGACUAAAUGACGGCCUUGAUAACUUGUGUAUGUAUGUACGUAUGUAGCCAUAUAUAACUAGUAUAUAUUUAUUUAUACCUUUAGUAUAUAUUUUUUUUUUUUUUUUUUUGACAAUGAGCCCUAAAGCUGCCAUUAACAUGAAUAUGAACAACAGGAACAAAACCAAAAAAAAAAAUUAAAACAAAAGCGUAAAGGACUUUACUAAAAAAAAAAUGUGUAAAACAAAACCCCACAAAAAACGGAAGGAAAACAACCUAAAAUCUACUUUUAAUAACAAGAAAAAAUACAAAAAUUUCAAAAAAUCACAAACAGAAACAAAAACCUAAAAUAAGUGUAAGCUAGAGCAAAAUGAGGAGGAAUAUUGUAGUAAACUAGAAACGAAUUUUUAACACUCAACAGUGAAUUAUAAAGAACACUAGUUAAAUGCAGUGUACUUCGCUGUCCCUGUUAAAGCUUUCCUUCAUUUUAUAUGUGAAAAUGGCAAAGUUGAUGUAUUAUAUAUCAAUGGAUAGGAAAUUUUAUAAACUUUUUUAAAAUAUAUAAAACGCAUAUGAAAUUUCAAAUAGCCAGCCAGUCGUGCAGCAAUUGCAGAACUGUUUCCCUAUUUUUUAUUUCUAUACCACUGUGCAUCAAUAGACAGACAGACAGAGAGGCAGACAGACAGACAGACAGACAGACAGACAGACAGACAGAUAGACAGACAGAUAGAUGGGCAGACAGACAGAAUAUACGCACAAUGGUCUUACUAUAAACUUUCGAAUUGCAUUUCAGCUAUAGAAUAUUAAGAACUAUAAAACUUUUAUCCCCUUCAGACUAGUCUGGUCCAUAGAGUAGUAGAUAGAAUAGUUGAUGGACUAGUCCAGAAAGUAGUUGAUAAACUAGUCGAUUUGGACUAUUCCAUGGACUAUUUAAUAGACUAGUCCAUAUACUAUAUGAGAGACUAGUUAAUAGACUAGUUGUAGUUGAUAAACUAGUCCAUAGACUACUUGAUAGACAAGGUUCACAGACUAGGCUAGUCCAUUGAUUAGGUGGUGAAAAAGUCCAUAAACUUGUUCAUAGUCCAGUUGAUAGACUAGUCUGUUGCAUAGACUAGAUGAUAGACUAGUCCAUAGACUAGUUUAUACACUAGUCCGUAGACUAUUCCAUAGAUUAGUCCAAAGACUAUUUAGUUGAUAGACUAUUCUAGUCUAUAUAAAAGAUAAACUAUUCUAUAGACUAGUUGAUAGACUAUUCCCUGGACUAUUUGAAAGACUAUAUGAUAGACCAGUCCAGAGACUAGGUGAUAGACUAGUCCAUUAACUAGUUGAUGGACUAAUUCAUAUAAUAGUUACAAGACUAGUUCAUAGGACAGUUAAUAUUCUAAUCCAAAGACUAGUUGAUACACUAGUUCGUAUACUAUUUGAUAGAAUAAUAUAUAGACUAGUUGAUAGAAUAGUUGAUGGACUAGUCCAGAAACAAUUGGAUAGUCAGUCCAUUGACUAUUUGAAACAAUUUUACAUGGACUAUUUGAAAGAACAGUAGAUGGAAUAUACGAUAGACCAGUCCAGAGAAUAGUUGAUAGGCUGAUAGAUUUAGACUAGUCCAGAGACUAGUUGAUAGACUGGUCUAUAAACUAUUUGAUAGACUAGCCCAUAGACUUGUUGAUGGACUAAUUCGUAGACCAGUUGAUAAACUAGGCCAUAGAAUAAUUGAUGAACUAGUCCAUAGACUAGUUGAUAGUCUGUUUGAUAGACUAGUCCAUAGAUAAGUUGAUACACUAGCCCAUAGACUAUUUCAUUGAUUAGUCCAUAGACUAUCAAAAAGACUAGUUCAUAGACUAGUUGAUUGACUGGUCCAUAGACUAGUUCAUAGGCCUGUUUAUAGACUAGUUGAUGGAAUAUUCCAUAGACUAGUUGAUAGACUAGUUCGUAGACCACUUGAUAAACUAGGCCAUAGAGUAAUUGAUGAACUAGUCCAUAG